Messenger RNA from Parnassius mnemosyne (clouded apollo), 933 nucleotides. The record is from the annotation of a GenBank genome assembly. Lineage: Eukaryota; Metazoa; Arthropoda; Insecta; Lepidoptera; Papilionidae.
AUGGCGGGCGUAUACAUUUUGGCUCUACUCUUCGUUUUCGGUUUCGCUCAGGGCGGACCCGUUUCAAAACCAGCUCAGCCCGCUAUCAUCGAGGAUUUGCGGCGAGGUGAUUCGAGGAUCGUAGCAGGCUGGGAGGCUGAAGAGGGGCAGAUCCCUCACCAAGUGAGCAUCCGUAUGGUGCGGGAUAACGGCCAAGUGAGUUCAUGCGGCGGCUCCAUCAUCCACAACGAGUGGGUGCUCACGGCAGCGCACUGUCUCGCCAAUCGCGUCACGUUCGUGGUCCGUUUCGGGCUGACAAACCUCACCCGACCAGAGUUCCUCGUGGAGUCGACGCGCAAGUUCAUACACCCGGGAUACGAUGAGAUACGCGCCGGUGUACAGACCGAUGACAUCGCACUGCUCGGCUUGGAACACUACAUACCGUACGGAAAAUUCAUCCAGCCGUGUCGUCUGCAGAACAGCGAGCAAAAGAACAUCGACUACACGAACGUCCGCUUGACCGUCAGCGGCUUCGGUAGAACCGACGACGCUUGGAACGGCGGAGUAGCAUCGGAAGUGCUUCGAUGGGUGUACCUGCUCGGCAUCAGCAACCAGGAGUGCCGCCGCUGGUACCCCAACAGCACCGUCAUCAAGGAGGAGACCAUCUGCGCCGCGUACUACAACGAUACUGCACAAUCAUCAUGCCAGGGUGACAGCGGUGGGCCACUUACAGUGGUAGAUGUGGAUGGCAAGCCAACAAUGGUGGGAGUAGUGAGCUUCGGUUCCAACGCCGGCUGCAACAGUCCUUACCCUUCAGCUUACGUGCGCCCUGGCCACUACCACGACUGGUUCAAGGAAGUGACCGGCAUUGACUUCGACUGGAGCAGCGAAGAUUUGGAGCCUAUACAAUUAGACGUCGCGGAGGAAGAGAAACUAAAUUUCAUUAACUUGUGA